AUGGAUCAAGUUCAAAAAGACAAACUCAUCUCGUCGAACAACAAACUUCAUCAAAUGCAUUUGGAAGCAGAAGAGAAGAGGAGGGCGCAAGCGGAGAAGGAACGCAUGCAAGCAGAAGACAGAGCUAGGCGCGCAGAAUCUAGAGCACCUGCCUCAACCCAACCCCCACGUGAAGCUUUGGUGGAUGUCAACGACGCUGACAACGACGGAGACCCGAUUGAUCCAACCGGCACUGCGGGUGGUUCUGGAGAGGCGAAUGGUGAAGAAGGCGAUGACGAGUCAUCUGAAGCAGAAGAGAAUGGAACCUUCAAGUCAGCCUUAAAGAAAAAGAUUCAGAUGAGACAAGACGGAUCUCUUGUUCCUUCCUUAGAGAAGAGUAUCAGAAUAAAAGUCCCUUCGUCAGUCGAAGUCGACAAAGAACCUCAACAAGGCGCCUCCAUCAUGGAUGAGCUCAACCAUGCGGUUGAAUUUGGGACUCUCGAAGAGGCCAAGGCUGCAUUGGAGAAGGUUGACGCGAUCCUGAAACGUUCAACACUUUUCAAUCCCCCGAGAAACCGUCCCGAAGCUGUGGCGCCAGGACACGCCAGAAGACCAGGUGUGGUCCAAACGCCAAACUCGCAUGCGAAGGCGGACAGGGCACCUGCUCAGGCGAAGGCCAACAAAGCUCUGGCACCGAACCCGAAGAGAAAGAUCUCGAGGGACAGCGAGAAUCCCUCCUCGUCAUCCAGCUCCUCAGAUGAUAGCAAGUUGAAGAAGAAGCUGAAGAAGUGUUCUAAAUCCAAGAAGAAGAAGUCCAGAAAGUCUUCAGAUCCGGAUUUGGGAGACUCAACUCCCUCUGAAUCUUCCUCAUCCGACGACUCGUCAGCAGUGAAGGUUAGUGGUCGUGACCUCUGGGUGUUCCUCCUACCAAUCAGUUUUACUCACCUGAACCCCGCUUCCGCUCGCUUAUCCAAUUUUUAG
Messenger RNA from Melampsora larici-populina 98AG31, 960 nucleotides. RefSeq lists its product as uncharacterized. The coding region runs from base 1 to 960 and encodes 319 amino acids. NCBI's taxonomy places the organism in Eukaryota, Fungi, Basidiomycota, Pucciniomycetes, Pucciniales, Melampsoraceae. The record is from RefSeq and is a predicted model, not a curated record. The transcript has 3 exons.